Molecule: messenger RNA, 6318 nt
Organism: Hipposideros armiger (great roundleaf bat)
Lineage: Eukaryota; Metazoa; Chordata; Mammalia; Chiroptera; Hipposideridae
Gene: ST7L
Product: suppression of tumorigenicity 7 like
Exons: 13
Coding region: 66-1571 (501 amino acids)
Source: RefSeq, a predicted model, not a curated record
AUUCCCGACUCCCGGUUUCCUCCCCUCCUCCCCUCCCAGCUCCCGGCGCCUGAGGGAGCGGCAAGAUGGCGGAUGGUAACGGCCUGGGUGAAGCAGCGACUGCUGCGGCUUCUCUUCCUGCAUCUGCUCCCGGCCUGAGCCCGCCGCUGGGCUGGAGGGAGCGGUUGCGGGCCGGGCUGGCGGGGACUGGGGCCUCGCUGUGGUUCGUGGCGGUGCUGGGGCUGCUUUACGCCCUAAGAGUCCCGCUGAGGCUGUGUGAGAAUUUGGCAGCGGUGACAAUAUUUUUAAAUUCAUUGACGCCCAAAUUCUAUGUGGCACUUACAGGGACGUCUUCUUUGAUAUCAGGACUAAUAUUUAUAUUUGAAUGGUGGUACUUCCAUAAACAUGGCACAUCUUUUAUUGAGCAAGUGUCUGUAAGCCAUUUGCGACCAUUGAUGGGAGGAACAGAAAGCACCAUUGCAGAGCCAGGUUUUCCUUCCAGCAACAGAGAAAGUGAAACCAGCAGACAGAAUUUGUCAGUUAUGCAGAAGGCAUGGAGGGAAAGAAAUCCUCCAGCUCGAAUCAAAGCAGCCUACCAAGCUUUAGAAUUAAACAAUGACUGUGCCACUGCAUAUGUUCUACUGGCGGAGGAAGAAGCCACAACUAUUGUAGAUGCGGAAAGGUUAUUUAAACAGGCGCUCAAGGCAGGAGAAACAAUUUAUAGGCGGUCACAGCAGUGCCAGCACCAAAGUCCUCAGCACGAAGCUCAACUGAGGAGGGACACCAAUGUACUGGUAUAUAUUAAGAGAAGAUUGGCAAUGUGUGCAAGAAAAUUAGGAAGAAUAAGAGAAGCAGUAAAAAUCAUGAGAGAUUUGAUGAAAGAAUUUCCUCCUCUUACCAUGUUGAACAUCCAUGAAAAUCUCCUAGAAUCCCUUUUAGAAUUACAGGCCUAUGCUGAUGUUCAGGCAGUCCUAGCAAAAUAUGAUGAUAUAAGCCUCCCAAAGUCAGCAGCAAUCUGUUAUACAGCAGCCCUAUUGAAGACAAGGACUGUUUCAGAUAAUUGUCAACUUCAUUUCUGCUUCAGAAACCCUCUCAUGCAAAAAUGUAUUCUCAGCAGUAACAAUUCUGACAAUCACCAUCAACGGCAACUCACAGCAGCCCAGCUCCAGUAUUUACUAGAGAUGAAAAGUCUAAUUUUACCUCCAGAGCACAUCCUGAAGCGGGGCGAUAGUGAAGCAAUCGCCUAUGCUUUCUUUCAUCUUCAGCACUGGAAGCGCAUAGAAGGUGCCCUUAAUCUGUUACAGUGCACUUGGGAAGGCACUUUUAGAAUGAUUCCAUACCCAUUAGAGAAAGGCCAUCUAUUUUACCCUUAUCCCAGCUGCACAGAGACUGCUGAUAGAGAGCUAUUACCUACCUUUCAUCAUGUUUCUGUUUACCCAAAGAAGGAGCUUCCUUUUUUCAUCCAUUUCACAGCAGGACUGUGUUCUUCCACAGCAAUGAUAGCUCUUCUCACACACCAGUUUCCUGAAAUCAUGGGUGUUUUUGCUAAAGCUGUAAGUAUGAUCUCAAGGACUUGUGUAGAGUAUAUAUAAAACACACAAGAAACCAUCUCUGACACGUUUGUGCUAAACUAGUUGAGCAGCGGGAGAUACUUGUUAUAGUCAAUUACAGGAAUUGCUUUGUAAAGUUGCUGCCAUAAAUAUGUCAAACAGAAGGUUUUGGUGACUUGAGCUAUAUUUUUGUUGCGUAAAAGUUUGAAGAAUACAAUGGCAUAACAUUAUAAAGCUGGUCUUUGUAGAUCACUUUUGGUGGUAAACAUAGCACUUAUUACUAGCUAAAGAAUAAUCCAGUUCUUUUAAAUGCGUUUUCUUUGGCAUUAAAUAACAAAAUUCCCUAUUUUGUAAACAAGCCUUUUGAUUUUUUCACUUAAAUGAAAUCAUUAAUUCUGAGGAUUUGCUGAACUUUCAAUUCAAGAAUGCAACUAGGAUGGAGAAUAAGUAGGUAAGAUGGAGCAGAUAGGACGUUUGCUCUGGGUACAGUAUAUGCCCCUUUACUCAAGGUUCUCGCAGUUGCUAUAUCUGCAUGUUCCUAUUGACCUUGGGUCUAGAACCACAUUUAUACCUUUAUUUCCAUUUUUACCCUUUAGUUUUGAACUGCUUCUGUAUUUCCUGACCCAGAUCCAGGAAAUACUUCGUAGAGAGGGUAUCCCAUGAUUAUUUACUCUUCUAUAUAAACUUAUAAUGUCAUUGGCUCAAAGUAAAAUUACCAAAGAUAAGUCCCUUAAGUGUCCAAGCCUUUUUAAAAAUGUGUCUUUCUUGUACAUCUUCGCAUUUUUACCAGGUAAUAAGAGUUUAAGCCCAAAAAGAAAAUGCUGAUUUAUUAUAUUCCUAAAUAGAAGGGUACUGAGAAAUGUAGAAACACUAGUCCUUACUUGGUAAUGUAAUUUCUGUAAUUUUCUCUAAAAUGCCUCCAUUCUAACUCAGUUUCCUCACAACUUUUUUUCCUGCCUUAAGAAUAGUUUAUUUUGCGCCUCAAAGAUUAGCUGGUUUUCUUCUGGCACCAGUAGGAAGAGCACUGGUUUCCCUUUCUCCCUGAAGGUCAACUGUAUAAUGUGUUAAGUUGCCCCUGGCUGUAGGCCUCAGAGUCUGAGACCACACUUGAUUUGGGGUCAAGCUUCAAGAAUGACUUUUCACUAUUGUUCAGGGAGUAUAGGUAUUUGGGUUGGAAACUGACUAUCCUAUUUUCUUUUAGUGUAAAAGAGAAACUUAGAGAUCAUGCCAUCAUGCUUUUGGUUGCAGUGGUGCUGAUUGAGGAGUGAGUGCAUCUCAAACUGAAAAUGACCUUACUGUGUCAUUUUGCAUGGAAAAAAAAUGGUCUAGAAAGGGAAUUCCAUCCAUUUAACAACUGGAAAAAAUAUGCAGCUGUGUGUUGCGAUUACAGGCAAGCAGUGAAAGAGGUAGUCCUUGGUUUUCUCUCAGGGCAGCUGGAAGGAGGUAAAAUAGUGCAAGGAGGGAGCUCUAAAAGCCCAGAGCAGAUGUGUCGCAGUGGUUGGUAGUGUACUUCCAUGAGGUGCUGGCUAACGUCCCUGUGGAGGGCACUCCCCGUCCGCUCUGUUCUUUGGUUUUAGUGUAUAGUGUCUGCCUUUACCCCAGAGGUCACUGAUGCACCAGAGGAGCCUUUAAGAUUCCACAGCACAAGCUCCUGAGCACUCCUUUAGCAGAGUCUGAGAAUAAAUCAUUAGACAUUUUCAAAUGGAAGCUUCUUUUUUAGAUCAAAAGUUAUUAAUUUACUGUGAUAAACAAAUAAACAGGUAUUUAUUUACUCUUUUUUGGUAUUUGUAUAGUUGGUGGUAUAUAGUGUUAAAAAUAUGCCUGACAGCAAACUUUUACAGCCAAUUCCUGUGGCUUUUACAUGUACAUUUGAAGUUCCUAAAAGCUGAAUAUUUACUGAAAGUAUCUGCAAACCAAUAUUUGGUAUACAGCAGUUCCGAGGGCAGGUUCCAUUUAAGGAUUAAUGGAAAUCAAUUGUGGUGUGGGCAGCCUCCAGCUUAUAAAUAUAAUGUGUAAAUGCCUCAACAGCCAGCCAGCCAGGGAACAAGAGGUUCAAAUCCUAUUCCUCAACACUUAAUAAAGUGUGGUCUAUACACUAAGAGCAUCACCAUUGGGGACCCAGGAGCUUGUUAGAAUUGCAGAACUUCAGGCACCACUCCAGACCUCGUGAAUCUGCAUUUUAACAAGAUCCCCAGGCAACCUACAUGCCGGUUAAAACUUGAGAAGCCCUGCUCUGCCCUUGCUCUGCCCUGCCCCCCAGAAGAGGAAUUCGAAUGCCUGGCUAGGGCCAUCUUAUCAAGGCAGAGAAGGGGCAGCAUUGCUGAGUGGGAAUGAGCAUACGCUCUGGAGCCAGGCUGCUCUGCUUUGAAUUCCAGCCCUGACACUUAUUGGCUGUGCAACCUCGGCUAUGUUACUUAACCUUUUCUCCCCCUCACUGUAAAAUGAGAAUAGCACUACCUCAUAGGUUUCUGUGAGGGUUAAAUGAGUUUAAAAUAUGUCAGGCGUUUAGAGCCGCGUCUGCCCAUACUAAAAACAAGUGGAGUGUUAGCUGUCGGUGCCACCGUCGUGGCCAUCGUCACCACCAAAGUGCAGCUACCGUGGGAAACCCUGCCCCCUUCGUGUUUGGGGGAACUAUGUCCUAAUAGGAAACUCACCAUGAAUUUCCCAUAGAAAUUGUAGUAUAAAUGGUGGUUGGUGUCAUUGAAACGGUAUUAUUAGUAUUGUACUAUCCUCCUGGAACAGUAUGUGUAUGUGGACCACAGAAAGUGGGGAAAUGUUUCAAAUUCUGGGCACUGGCAAACUGCCUUGUACCACAGAACCUAUUGGUAAGUUUUCAAACUGCCUAUGUUAGGAUUUUCAAUGAAGUCAGAUAUUAGAUGGCCAAACACAGUAAAAAUCAAUGAAAAAUUUUCUUUGAACUGUACUUGUUCUUCUGCUUAGUGAGGCAGAGCUCUUUAAGAAAAUUUCUUCCAUUGUUACCAUUGUCUCUUCCUCAUCUAAUAUCUUUACAUAUUAGCUCAUAUGGUAGAGUAAGUUCAAUUUGAAUUUAUAAGAAUGCAUUUGUUAACAAACAUUGCUUUUUGUGGAGCAGGGCAGUAGGGAUUAAUGGUUUUUAAUAACCCUCACUGUACAUCAGAUUUUGAUAAAUGGAAGGGAAUGAACUAGAAUGGUUAAUGGUUUCUUCUUUUAUGUGGUAUAAAGCUAUGUGGAAUAAGACUUCAUUUUCAGCAAGUUAGGACUUUUCUCCUGGCUGAGAUUAGAACUUAGUCUGACAUUAGACAUAGAGCAAUGAAAAAAAAAUUACAUAAAUCCCUGGAGAUGUGGAAUGUGCUGAUAUUAGAGCUGAUAUCCUCCAAGGCCAGAAUUCCUGAAAAAGGAAAAUUUGCUUUUAAGUGGUAGGUCAUUUUCUCACCUGCUUUGAUGCCUGCUGGGUUAAAUAUGAGAGUUCAAAAUAAGGGUAGCCAGCAAGCCAAAUGAACUGGAAUCUGAUUCUGCUUAUCUGAAAGGAGCUUCUUUAUUUAAGAGCAACACUGCCCUCUCCUUAGAGAACCAAUCUUCAUCUGUUCUGGCCCCUUUCAUUUCUCUCUCGCAAGAAAAGCUUUCUUCUUAGUAAGCCUUGGGAGGGCGUUAUCACUACAGUGAAAAGACUAGUGUUGGUCUUUGGGGAUUUCACGAACUUACUGAUGAAUUCAAGCUUGCAGCAUAUGACUUUAGUGCUCUGAAUUCAGAAGUGGGUUUGAAUAUAAAAACCCCUAGUUGGGCUUUUAACUAAACAGGGCAGCCUUUGCCGCGUUGGCAGAAGAGAUGUUAUCAAAAAGAUUCCCAAAUAAAUUGCUUGUUUCACUAAGGCCAAACUGUGGAAAUUUGUUUCACAAAUUUUGUAGCCGUGCUGGGGUGGGAAUGGGCCCUGUUUCCACAUACUUCUACUAAUCUUCAUGUGGGAAAAUGUGAUUGGUUGGACAUGCCAGUGAUGAAUUUCUGAGCAUCUCAUAAUUGGCUGGCUCCACCGUAACUAGGGCGUACAGCCUGCCUGAUUAAUUCUGUAAGGACAUUAGCCAGGUUGCAUGAUUUCCAAAGAUAUAGAAGGUCAAAUGUUACACUAACGAAAGACCUCUCUACAGAAUGUCUCACUGGGGUUUCUUCAGCCCCUGCCCAAAAAUAAUUACCAUUUUUUCCCCCAAAUUGCAUUUUAAAAAAUAAUAAGCAUAUAUAAAUGCCAAAUGUCUUUUACUGAAUAGUGAUCAAAAUUUUUGAGAAGGUUUGUCCACUAUUCUCAUCUUUUUUUUCCAGGGCAAAGAUCGUCUUCAUAUUGAGGAGAGUUGAUAGAAAAUUAUAACUAUAUAUUGGUAUAGAGCAGUAGAAAAAAAUAAAUAUUAGUUUUAAAGGUUCCUAAUUUUUCAUUGUCAUAACCAGUGAUGUGAAAUCUGUCCAUAGGUGAAACAUUUUUUAUAUUCUUCAUAUGACUUCAUUUAUUAAUACUAAAAACCUAUGAGAGUUAUAUUUCUCUUUAUUAAAUACAUAGGGCUACAUGCAGAAAUUAAACUGACAAUAAAAUAAGUUUCUUCACUUUGUUUGAAAAUGGAUUAUUUUUCAAAGCUGUGAGACUUCUUUAGUUCAUAAAAACUGAUAUAGUUUUUCAAAUACCUUGAAUUGUAACUAAGCUUAUAUUUCUGUAACAUAUUGUUCUAUAACCAUGCUCUUUCCACAGCAAUAUAUCCGAGGUAUUUCCCAUAGACUGUCCUGAUAAUAAAAGGAGCCUAUUUGUGACAGGCCAAACUUUUCAAAUGUU